This is a messenger RNA of Chaetomium fimeti, 2165 nucleotides long. Its product is annotated as mitochondrial carrier domain-containing protein. Lineage: Eukaryota; Fungi; Ascomycota; Sordariomycetes; Sordariales; Chaetomiaceae. The coding region runs from base 127 to 1707 and encodes 526 amino acids. Gene Ontology annotation, cellular component: mitochondrion. The record is from RefSeq and is a predicted model, not a curated record. Gene Ontology annotation, biological process: mitochondrial L-ornithine transmembrane transport. The transcript has a single exon. Gene Ontology annotation, molecular function: L-ornithine transmembrane transporter activity.
GCCAGCACGCCAACGCAUCUCACUCUACCAUCGAAACCCAACUUAUGUGUGGGUUCCAGCUUCAGAUUUCACCCCGAAACCCACACAUCGGAAUCGCGAAUAAUAGACAAAAAAUGACAUCUCACCAUGCCCUCCGCCAGCAACCGCAACCGAGGUGACGACUCGCCAAGUUCUCCAGCGUCGCUCUCACUUUCACCCGAACUUUCGAAUACGCCUUCGCAACAGGCCGCCCUACCACACCCCAGCCUAGGAUUCAACACUGGCAUCCUCCCCGUCAUCCCCGACGGUGCCCCGACCCCAGACAAAGCCCCCACCACUAAUGCCGCAACGGGCGCCUCGGCCGCCGGCGUGCGCGCCUUGACUUCCCAGGCCGUGGCCUUCUAUUUCCGCGCACCAGUUAAAGCCUUCUUCCGCACGCGCGUCGACUACCUAGCAUAUGCGCGCGCACUCCAGGAGCAGGAACACGCCGCGAGAAGCCUACACCAAACCGCCGCUUCAUCUGCAUCCUCCCCUCCCAUAGCAUCCACAUUAUCAUCAGGGGCAACAUCAACAGCCCCGCCAACCCACAACCCCACCCCCACCACUACCACUACCACCACCCCCGCCGCCGCCCGAUGGGCCGACAGCACCCAGCGCUGGCUGCGCACGCGGCUGCGGUCCACCACGCCGGCGGUGCUGGCCUCGGCGGUGCGCCACUACGGGUGGCGGGUCGUGCCGGAGCAGAUCCUGCCGCCGCUCGUGGCCAACGUCGGCGUCGGCGCCGUGCUCUACACCAGCUACCUGCAGAUCCUCGGCCGCCUGCACCCCGAGAGCGCCCGCGCCACCAAGCGCGUCUACCCGCCGCCCGGGUUUGGCGACGCCUUCGCGGCCGGGUUCUUGGCGGGUGGGAUUCAGAGUGUGGUGGCUGCGCCGUUGGAUGCGGUGCAGGCGCGCUGGGAUGGGGUUACGGGUGGGCGGGUUGUGGGGGAUGGGGUGGGGAGGCCGAGGAGUAUGUGGGCGUUUAGCGCGGCUAAGUUGAGGGAGAUUGGGGUGCGGGGGGUGUUUUCCGGGUGGGGGCUGUCGUUUUUGAAGGAUAGCAUGGGCAGUGCGGUGUUCUUUAGCGUGUUUGAGUACGUCAAGGCGCAGGGGUACUACAACUUUGUGCGGUGGUACUACGGCUCGCUCAACGAGGACACCAUCGUGCUGCUGUCGCGCAAGAGGCCCGCGCCGGGGGAUGGGCCGCGCGUGUCGGAGGAGGAGGAACUCAAGAUGCCGACUAUCAUCCGCCCGCACUACGCCAUCGAGCCGGCCUUUUUGCUGCUCGCGGGCAUGGGCGCGUCCAUCAGCCAACAGGCCGUCCUGCACCCGCUGUCGCACGUCCAGGCCGAGCACUGGGAGCGGUUGGAGGCGCUGGAUGCUAAGGCCUCCAAGCUGCGGCGCGAGGUGAGGCUCCCGGACACCCCGCAUAAUCCAGCAUCGCGGUGGCGUAUGCUCAGGGCGUACCGUGAUGCCUAUCGGCUCACAUGGACAGAGUGCAUGGCCGAGGCCGAGGCGGCCGGUCUGGGGAUGCGCCAGUGGCUGUACCGGGGCUUCUGGUGGAACACGGUUCGGCAGGUGCCCAGCACCAGUGCUGGUCUCAUCAUCUUCGAGCUGGUGAGGCGCAAGUAUGGGUUUGGGGGAGACCAGGUGCGGAUCAACCGCGACGGUUAUGAUAUCCUGUUACAUUAGAUAGAUAGACAUUUGAGUUUGGGCGAGGCGUUGGGGCACUAGGUGGGAUAGAUUGGCGGAAGACGGCGUUGUGACCCUCCUCUCUGUAUACUCUCAUCGAGGGUCCAGGAUUCACUUUGUUAAGCAUCGUCGGAACGUGUAGCUUGUCGAGUGGGAGUGGCGAUUUACUUUACAGUAGACCUAUAUACCUAUAUACGUUCACACACUUUCGGGGUUACCGGACGAAAACGCCCAGCAGCUCGGUAGGUCCCUCCUUGGCGGCUUCGGAACUGCAAACUCCACACUACAUACCUAUAUAUAUAUAUACAUCUGCACUGAACCCCGUCGCUCGCUUCAAUCUUAACUUAACCAACCGCCCUGGCGGAUCAUUCAUGCAGCUCCAAGAAGAGACAGGCUUCGACAGCAAUGGCGACAUCCACAUCAAGCGAAACCAUGGCUUCAUCAACAGAUGGAACACC